UAAUGUACACUUUUCGAUUCGUCCGCGCUUAAUUCACUCGUACACCCGCGACGAUUCGGACGCGCGUUUUGUGCUCGCUCGGGUACCACACACCACAACGGCGUGAUGAAAUAAAACAAUAGAAUUCCUCCUGCCAAUGUAGCUACUGACAAAACAGCGAGUCAACAGCUCAUUUCAUCUUCCACAUCUUCCGACGAUGCAACUACAUUCAGUGACACGGUGACGGUGGUGAAAUAGUGAAACAACAAAACGAAACAAAAAAAUAAACCCAAGUGCAAACUCUAGUGCAAAUACCGACUACGUAAAGCCUACUGAGAGCGCGUUGCCAACAACAGGGCAGAACGAGCACGACGAAAAAAAAACGCUCUGCGAAACUGUGCGGCAGUUUCCAGCAUGAUAUCCUUUACGAUCAAACCAGCACUGGAAGGCGUUAGAACGACGACAGACGGACGUGUGAAGAACGUGCCAACAGCGGUCGCAGUGAAACCGGAAGCAGCAGCAGCAGUCGCACUGUAGUGAGCGGCAGAGAAAGUAAUAAAACAAUCUACCAAACGCAAUCCGAGGGAAGAAAAAAGGGAAAGAGUUCUGUCUGUCUGCAACGAGACGAGCGUAGGAAGAGCAAACACACCAACUAGCGAAGAAGCAGCAGAACAAGAAAGGGCAACGUUCCACCAGCUCCACGCAAGCGAGAGAACGGAAAUCAUUCGUUUUUCUCUCGAUGAAAAUCCAAUCGAUAAACGAACGGAAAAGGCCUGCAAGUGCCUAAGGAGAGUACCAGGUUUCCAACCAAGCAUUCUGGUGGACCAUUAUAUCAAACCGUAGACAAUAAACUAGUCAACUAAACUUGCAACGAAAGUUGAAAACGUUCCCUGAAAAGGACGUUAAACUACAGUUUGCGAAAGAAGCCGAAGCACCCAAACAGCAAAAAUGAACACCGUACUGCUAGAAUCCCGGCCGUACCGGCCGUUCAAAUCGAGCGAGGAGUAUCUGUACGCGAUGCGCGAAGAUUUGGCCGAAUGGCUCAACACGAUGUAUCCGGACCUGCGCAUCAACGUGGAAAACUUUAUGGACCGACUGGAUACGGGCGUUGCACUGUGCAAGCAUGCCAACAACGUGCGAGUGGCCGCCGAACAGUACGUCGCCCGGCGCAUGGCGCGGAACAAAUCCAUGACGAAAUCGAUCACAUCCGGGCUGGCCGGACCAAUCCUGAGCAUGGGCAAUGUGCACUUUCUGGCCGCGGCCAAGAGUGGCACCUUUUUCGCCCGGGACAACGUCUCCAACUUCAUCACCUGGUGCAGAAAAAGCCUCCAGAUUCUCGAGUGUCUGCUGUUCGAAACGGACGAUUUGAUAAUGCGCAAGAACGAAAAACACGUCAUCCUGUGCCUGCUGGAAGUUGCGCGUCGCGGUGCCAAGUUCGGUAUGCUUGCGCCCAUGCUGGUUCAGAUGGAACGGCAGAUCGAUCGGGAAAUAGCGGCCGACAAUCGGGCCAACGCGGGCGUCGGUUGCGGCACGCAGACCGAGGGCGGCGACGGCGAUGGUACCGGUAAUGGCGUCUCUACCGGGACGGAAACGGAGCUGUACGACAGUGACAGCGAGGAGGAGGACCACGAGUCGGAGUCGCCGAUGCUGAUGUACGGCCCACAGCCCCAGAUCGUCACGAACGAUCUGAAGAGCCUGGACGAAAUGGUUCGUGAUCUGGUGGAAAAGUGCACCUGCCCGUCACAGUUCCCGAUGGUGCGCGUCUCGGAGGGCAAGUACAGAAUCGGCGAUACCAAAGUGCUCAUUUUCGUGCGGAUUCUUCGUUCACACGUGAUGGUACGUGUCGGUGGCGGCUGGGACACGCUUGCACACUACCUGGACAAACACGAUCCGUGCCGCUGUCGAUCACAGCAUCGGUCGUCCGCCUCUGCCCGUCUGAUCACCAAAACUACCAACGCCAAUGGAAUCGAGCUGCACAAAGCUCAGGUUCAUUAUGAUCGUUCUGGUUCGCCGUGGAAAGCCAAUGCUACUCCCAGCCAGAACGGAUCGCCAAUCAAUAGCGGUACUAGUAACAACAGCAAUACUUUGUCACCUCCAGCACGUGCGCGAAGUCGCAGCCGCAGUCCCAGUGCGCAACGGCGCUUACCGACUGAAAACGGAGAUAAACUCCAACCACCUGGAUCACCGUUGAAAACGUCCCGACGCUCGGUUUCACCGAGUCCUCGCCGAAUGCAGGAGAACAGUGUGGCCAACAAACGCAAACCGAGCGGAAUACAGAGCAGUGCUGCCGGCGGUGUAGUGCACUUUGAAUGUGAUAAGGAGCUGGUAGCACCGGUAGUCGGAGCGACGACGGUCUUACCGUCGGAAGAUGACAAGAACCGCUACGAGAGCGUCAGCGAUAACGGUAGCGAGAUAAGUGAUGAGGGCUACCGCAGCCUGGGGCUGGUGCAGGGUGGCCAAACUGCAGGCCAAACAGCGAACGGUGCUGGCGGGUUGCGUAAAGGGUUCGGAAACAGUCAACAGUCGAGCGAAGAUGCAGAUACCAAUGCGCAUCUCGAGACGACCACUUCGGACUCGCAGGCAAGCCCAACCGAGGAUGAAAGCUCUACGAAAACGAACGACGAAGAUCUGACGCCGAUCUCGGACGAGCUGGCAGUGGCGAACGGAUCGCCGGUCGGGCCCCACUUCGUCUCCGAGCACGAUUCGCUCAUCGAUUGCCCGGACGGGGUGAUCUCGACCGGUCCUGCAUCCGGCUCGUUCGAAAGCUACGGUGUGUACGUGAACGAUGACGAGAUCACGGUGGACAUUGCGAAUGCGACCGGUUUGCGCAAGACGGGCUUUUCCGACCGUAUCCUGGACCGUACCAGCGUGGUUGCCUCUGCUGCCGCUACUGGUGGUGCUGGCGGUGUCGGUUCACGCAUUCCGCGUUCCCCGGUCGGGCCACGACGCAAGGAAAGUGCCGAAAGCACCGCCAGCGGCACGGUUACCGACGAGUUGACGGUGGCACCCGGGCUCCGCAAGCCAUCCAUCGCCAAAUCGGUCACGCGCAAACCGACCGCACUCGCCGGUUCCACCGCUGCGACGGGCGAAUCGUCGGCGAAGGAAACCAACACCUGGAGCGGACGAUCGAACAAGAAGCGACCAUCGCUCACGUCCCAGACGUUCAGUGCGGCGAGCAAGGGUGCUGGCGGCCCGCCAGCGCCCGGACCGUUCACGCGCAAUUCACCCGUUCGUGCCUCGCUGGCGGCGGAACGCACAAUGACCGGCAGAAACAGGACGCCGAAAGCGACCGGAUCGGCAUGCACCUCCACCAACACGUCCCCGAGCAAGAGCUCAACGGACGCGGUGGCGUUGCUGCUGCAGCAAAUCAAGGACACGCUGGACUCGGGUACGAACGAUACGCAGAUCGUCGAACGCGUAAGGCGGCUGGUAUCGCAAACGAGCGUACCGGACGAGCUGGUGGACGAUUUCACCACCGCCUGGGUACACUCCAAUGGCAAUCUCGAUCGGUCGAAGGUGAUGGUGGCAGGCGUCGGCACAGGCGCGUCCCCGUCCAAGCCACACUCCACACUGUCCAAGCGGGCAAGCACGCUCUCGAACGCUUCGGAUAGUACGCAGUCCAACUGUCGCGAUUUAGCGUCCGUCGUUUCGCCUAGGCGUCUCGACAAGGGCCUGUCGAAGAUUCCGGCUCCCGUUCGCUCCAACACGGGCCUGUAUUGACGAUGUGUGGCGUACCCCCCUGUACGUCCGAACGGCGUGCUACCCUAACCAUAUCCAGAACCAGCAUGUGAGCGGACGUUCAAGCUAAAUACGGUAUAUUUCCAUACCAGCAGCGCUGCUGCACUUCCGAUUAAGUUUGCUAGCGCAUUGUUAUGGACGACGAGAGAAGAAUGAAUUUGCCUGCCAGGCCCUUUUUGUAGCUGAAACGAUUAUUUGGAUUUUGAUUUCCUCAAAACGGCUCCACCGUUUCAUAACUAACCGACAAACCUUCCGAGGGUUUCCCACAUUGUAUCUGGCUUAUUCUUUGUUUGAUACCAUAUCAGAUUUAAACUAGAGGAAGUCGUUUUUGGUGACUGAACAGAGAGAGAGAGAGAGAGAGAGAGAGAGAGAGAGAGAGAGAGAGAGAGAGAGAGAGAGCGAGUUACUCCUUGAGAGGGAGUACAAUUGACGUUGGCGUUAUCAUUCCCGGAGUAUGACACGCAACAUCCUCAUGUUUGCCAUUUUUUGCGGUCCAUGUUUUGCUUCCCGUUGUUAUUGUGCUUAGGAUUGUUUUGUAGUUAAAAGAUGAUUUAAAGAAAAAAAAAGCCGUGCUAUACAUACAACUUGUAAUGCCGUACCCUAUCAUUAUGCGCUUCCAUAUCGCAGCCUUGCGCGAACAUGCUCUUUUUCUCAAUAAUAAUUACUGGUGUUUUACGUUCCUAGCACGUGUUUACCCGAAAGAUGGCGAAUGGAAAUUUCAAAAUGCCACGUUAGGCGCUAGCCAUCCCAACUGCUAUGUGCAUUCACUAUCGUUUAUCUGGAAUAAAACUAAAACUAGACACACGUUGAGGGGGUAGGAAAAAACACUAACUAAAGAUGCUUUUGAUCCCUGAGAGUGCUGAAGAAUGACUGACUUUUGCUUUUUACCGAGAUAGUUUAGGAAAGGAAGAAAAUAAGAUACGAAAUGUAGAAACCCUUUUCACACUACAAUAUAUCGACUGCUUAGUGAAAAGAGUUUUUUUUUUACUAGACCGUAGUUGAUAUCGGUGAGAAUUUACCGAAAUAGAUAAAGUGCUUGCAGGAAAAGGCAUGUUUUAAUACGAACCGCCCGAUACGAUGCGUCAAGUCUUUCCCAUUUUUAUGUAGCGUAACAAAAGCCGCAUUUUUUAAUCAUUGCACAUUUCCCAUUUUUAUGCCCUUUCUGCCUUUAUGGGAGCAAAAUGAGAAGCGCUGUGCGUGUAAAGCAGUGCAAUUUCCAUGACCGCCACUAAACUACAAAUUAUGAAAUAAAAAGUACGAAAUUCGUAGCGUCCAGCGUGAGUAGCGAGCCGGUUGAAGUACUACUAUAGCCGUAUUGAGCAAGAUGAUAACAAUUCAUAUUAAAAUUGAUUGACAUUUACAGAUAAACAGGCAAAAAUUGAGUAAAACGUAGCAUAGACUAUGAAACACGCGGUCAAUACAAUAGUGGCUAGAAAGGACGGUUUGCAUGUUGGAUUCGAAAAAACGGAAAAGCAAUUCUGCACGUACCUUUAUCACCUGGUGAUGAGGAAUGUGACGAAGGCGAGGAAAAGCAAGAAAAGUGGGAUUGAGAAGCAUUAGGCAUAAUCAAAGAGUGCUGUGCAAUAUGAGUGCGCAAUUGUGUUAAGUUUGCUAAACUUGGCGUAGAGCGCAGUCAGGAUGACAAUUUACAAUUGAUGAAACAUAAAGAAAAAAAAAGUUACUAACAAAACGCGCAGUUCUUGCAAGAAAAUCAAAAAAUCACGUUUAAAAAAUCACACGAUAAAACCUAGUUACGUACACAUUGUUUAAAGUUUUCUUUUUGCUGUUUGCUUUUAACAGUGUAUCAAGAAUUAAAAAAAAAGGUAGGACAGCAUAUGUAAUAAACUCCACUAUCUUAUUUGUGGCAAUAAUAAACGUAAAUAAACGUGAAACCUA
Anopheles merus is the source of this 5613-nucleotide messenger RNA. RefSeq names its product GAS2-like protein pickled eggs (gene pigs). The transcript is spliced from 11 exons. Gene Ontology annotation, cellular component: stress fiber; microtubule plus-end; actin filament. The coding region runs from base 928 to 3699 and encodes 923 amino acids. Lineage: Eukaryota; Metazoa; Arthropoda; Insecta; Diptera; Culicidae. Gene Ontology annotation, biological process: protein localization to microtubule plus-end; microtubule bundle formation; regulation of microtubule polymerization or depolymerization. Gene Ontology annotation, molecular function: cytoskeletal adaptor activity; microtubule binding; actin filament binding. The record is from RefSeq and is a predicted model, not a curated record.